GUCACUGCGCAGUCGCAGUAGCAGAUGUUUUACAGAUCUGGGACGUCGUGUUCCGGGACGAGCUGCUGCAGCAGAAGUGCAUGCAGGCUGUGUUUGUGUAUGUGUGUGUGUCCUGACUGUCUUUUACAUCUCAUACAACAACAAUAACUCACGAAGAGUCGGACCGGCUCUGUUUAAAACCAAAGCGACACGGAAACAUGUGAAAUGUUUGACUGUGUCGGCGGACUGAACUAAUAUUGUGUCACCUCUGCGUCUGUUGACAAGUCUAAAGUUCAUCAAUGCAGGCUGAACAAAAACUCACCGGACAGGCUUCAGUGGCACCUGAUCCAACAACAAUCCCUCGCUGCUAUCUCAACAAUGAACUGUGGAUAGCCUGAAGCACUGACUGAAGAAUGGCAAGGUUUAGACGCAAAUCUUGCAUCACGUUAAUUGCUUUGGUGUUGCUUGUUUUCAUAAUAACAGUGGUCUUGAAGGCGCUUACACCAGAGGACUCACUGUUCAGCCUCCCGGACAAAAAUAAUGAGAUUCAGAGAGAAGACGACAAGAAACCCGAGCAAAUCAAAAUGAACGACUCUGCUGAGUCAGAAAAAGAUGCAGAACUGGAAAGUACGCUGAGGAAGUUCCCUCCUCCAAACUACUAUCUCCAUGCCUUCUACUACACGUGGUAUGGGAACCCCAAGUUUGACGGCAGGUACAUCCACUGGGACCACGUGCAGCUGCCACACUGGGACUUUAAGGUGGCUCAGGGGUAUCCACAAAAGAGGCACGUCCCACCUAAUGACCUCGGGUCCAACUUCUACCCCUCUUUAGGGGCUUACAGCUCCAAGGAUCCUUCCGUUAUGGAGGCGCAUAUGCAGCAGCUACGUACAGCAGCCAUUGGUGUCAUUGCUGUUUCCUGGUAUCCUCCAAAUAUGAAGGAUGAUAACGGUGAUCCAACGGAUGACUUUGUGCCUUUGCUGCUGGAAGUGGCACAUAAAUAUCAUAUUAAGGUAGCGUUUCACAUUGAACCGUACAAAGGAAGAGAUGAAGUCAACAUGUUCACCAAUGUCAAAUACAUCAUUGAAAAAUACGGAGAACAUCCUGCUUUCUUCAGGUACCGGACAAACACUGGUAAGGUUCUUCCACUCUUCUACGUGUAUGACUCAUAUCUGAUGAACUCUGAGCAGUGGGCCAAACUGCUAAAACACACAGAGAGUAACAGCAUCAGGGAUACCCCAUAUGACGCCAUCUUCAUUGCCCUGCUGGUUGAGGAGAAACAUAAGAGGGAUAUCCUGACUGCCGGUUUUGAUGGUCUCUACACCUACUUUGCAACUAAUGGAUUUUCCUAUGGGUCCACUCAACGGAACUGGGACUCGAUUAAAGCUUUCUGUGAAGAUAACAGCCUGAUAUUCAUCCCGAGUGUGGGUCCUGGGUAUAUUGACACAAGCAUUCGACCCUGGAACUUUCAGAACACUCGAAACCGCAUUAACGGCAAAUACUAUGAAACUUCACUGAGUGCUGCGUUACAAGCCAAGCCCGAUUUUAUCUCCAUAACAUCUUUUAAUGAAUGGCACGAGGGUACUCAGAUUGAAAUGGCAAUUCCCAAAUCAAGCCAGACCGUGUAUCUGGACUACUUGCCCAAUAAACCUGAAAUCUACUUGGAGAUAACUCGCAAAUGGGCUGCGAUAUUUGCUGGUGAGCGACGGAAAUGGCAGGACUGAGGCAUAGCAAAUGUUUAUUCGUGGUUGUAUUAAAUGAUUACAUAAAAGACGCUAAAUGAAGUUCUAGUUACAGAAUGCACAACAAAAUGCACAUAAUGAAUAACUGUAUGAGAACAACCAAAUGAUUUUCAAAGCCACAGGCAAGCGGACCACAUCAUCAUUUUUUUUUUUUUACACUGGGUUGAAUUAUUGUUAAUUUAACUGAUGUCUUAUUACUUCUUGUUUACACAGCCUUGUACAUUUUUGGUUUCAUAACAUAAUCAGCAUGUUUUAUUACCGUCUUCAGCUGAACCUGUACGUUGGCAUGAUUUGCCGUUCUGUAAUCUGUGACUAUAUUAAACCUCAAUUAAAAAAGUGCACCCUGGAACGGAAGGAAAGACGCAAAUAAACAAAGCAGCCUGCUGGUGUAAA
Larimichthys crocea (large yellow croaker) is the source of this 2111-nucleotide messenger RNA. RefSeq names its product mannosidase, endo-alpha (gene manea). The record is from RefSeq and is a predicted model, not a curated record. Lineage: Eukaryota; Metazoa; Chordata; Actinopteri; Sciaenidae. The transcript has 5 exons. Gene Ontology annotation, cellular component: Golgi membrane. Gene Ontology annotation, molecular function: alpha-mannosidase activity. Bases 393 to 1700 code for a protein of 435 amino acids.